Molecule: messenger RNA, 515 nt
Organism: Trichoderma harzianum CBS 226.95
Lineage: Eukaryota; Fungi; Ascomycota; Sordariomycetes; Hypocreales; Hypocreaceae
Exons: 1
Coding region: 95-439 (114 amino acids)
Source: RefSeq, a predicted model, not a curated record
CGAUCCCGGUCGUCGGGAACUUUACGAACGCUCCGUGCAGGUACUAGUUGUAUAGUCUCUCGAUGAAACUCGCUGCAAGUCUGCGGCGUGCACCAUGUGCUCAAAAGGGGGGGCCAAGGCAGAGACGGCCGCAGUUCCCUGGUACGAGUAUUACACGACUAAUUUUUUUUUUUUCUUAUUCUUUCUCUUCUCGAUUGCGCUCUUAGACGCACUCCUCCUGUCUCCCAGGACAGCGGGACCACGUGCCGCGUACAUGGAUGAUAUACGAGCAUCGCACACACAAACUUUGGCCAUUUCAUCAAUGCGAAAAGCACGAGCGUUUCGCACUCUGUGCCGCUGCAUACGCGGCUGCCCUUUCCCUGCUCAGGGACCAAUUUUACAGGAUAUACCGCUCCAUGCCUUUGUACUCGUACUGGCUGCGUCUUUGUACAACCUUUAGUCCGAACAGGAACACACAGCGCCGAUGACAGGUACAGAGUACCCAAGCUAGAAGUGGUGUAACUGGGUUCCGCGGU